AUGGCUGCCAUGCUGAGCCUUGUCCUGCUGCUGGUGGCCGGCGGGGUUCGCGCCGCGGUGCUGCCCGACUCCAGGGUGGUCAAUGGGCAGGAUGCGGAGCCCUACAGCUGGCCCUGGCAGAUCUCGCUGCAGUACGAGCGGGACGGCACCUUCCGCCACACCUGCGGGGGCACCUUGAUCGCGGCCAACUGGGUGAUGACGGCCGCGCACUGCAUCUCCAAAUCCCGCACGUACCAGGUGGUGCUGGGCGAGUACGACAGGAGCACCGGGGAGGGCCCCGAGCAGACCAUCCCCGUGAGCUCCGACGACAUCUUCGUGCACCCCAAGUGGCUCAGCUUCUGCGCGGCCUGCGGCAAUGACAUCGCCCUGAUGAAGCUGCAGCGGCCGGCCGUGCUCUCGGCCGAGGUGCAGGUGGGGCGGCUGCCGCCCGCCGGCUCCGUGCUGCCCAACGGGUACCCCUGCGUGCUCAGCGGCUGGGGGCUGCUCACCACUGGGGGGUCGCUGCCGGACCGGCUGCAGCAGGCAGAGCUGCCCGUGGUGGACUAUGAGCACUGCACCCAGCCCGACUGGUGGGGGGCCCUGGCCAUCCGCCGCACCAUGAUCUGUGCCGGCGGCGCCGAGAAGUCCGGAUGCAAUGGCGACUCUGGGGGACCCCUGAACUGCCAGGCUGAGGAUGGCACCUGGGAGGUCCACGGCAUCGCCAGCUUCGUGUCAGCCCUGGGCUGCAACGCCGCCAAGAAACCCACGGUGUUCACCCGCGUGUCCGCCUUCGAGGACUGGAUUGAAGAGACCAUUAAAAACAACUGAGCAUGGCAGCGUCCUUGUCAUCGACACCCCGCAGCCUGGCAUCAGGCAAAUAAACCACAACUGCUGG
Messenger RNA from Passer domesticus (house sparrow), 874 nucleotides. RefSeq names its product chymotrypsin like elastase 3B (gene CELA3B). Gene Ontology annotation, molecular function: serine-type endopeptidase activity. The record is from RefSeq and is a predicted model, not a curated record. Bases 1 to 807 code for a protein of 268 amino acids. The transcript is spliced from 8 exons. Lineage: Eukaryota; Metazoa; Chordata; Aves; Passeriformes; Passeridae. Gene Ontology annotation, biological process: proteolysis.